Messenger RNA from Cyprinodon tularosa, 3283 nucleotides. RefSeq names its product chromosome unknown C1orf112 homolog (gene firrm). NCBI's taxonomy places the organism in Eukaryota, Metazoa, Chordata, Actinopteri, Cyprinodontiformes, Cyprinodontidae. The record is from RefSeq and is a predicted model, not a curated record. The coding region runs from base 291 to 3038 and encodes 915 amino acids. The transcript is spliced from 25 exons.
CAAACGUCAUAUCCGGGUUAAUAAGAUGCGCGCGGGCUGUUUGUGCAAAAUAAACGGUUCAAUUUUUGUACUUUGACUUUUUUAAAAAUUAUUAUUAAUUAAAUGUAAUUUAACGGCAUUUUGUAUCCAAGGUGCAACGUAAGGAGAAACCAAUAUACAGGAACUAAAACUUAAUCUACGUCCAGACGAGUCCCACCCUUACAGUUCGUCUGAGGACAUGUUGAUAGAUCUAAACCUCCGUUAGUGACUCCCCCGCGGCGUUUACCAACACCGGUGGAUUUCCCAUCAUCAUGUCCCAGAGCAACACGUCUUUACUGGAUGAGGUGGUGCAGUGGAGUCAGGAAACCUGUCGCCAGGAGCUCAAGUCUGUCCUCCCAAAGCUUACAUCCUUGCAUUAUGAGUCAGAUAGCUGGAAUGAUCAUCUACGCAUACUGAAGAUAAUUACAGAGAUUUUCUUGCCACACAUUGGUCUACCGCAGCUCGAAGAGGACUGCUUUUCCAAGAUCCUACCAAAGGCAGUGAUGAUGUACGACACUAUGAUAAAGGAAAUUAUGAAUCAAGUUGGCGAGCUUUCAAGUCAAAACACUGAGCUGUGUGCUUUUUUCAGGAACAUUCUACAGGCAAUGAUGCAAGUGAUCGAUGUACUUUCCGUUUGCGUUCGCCAUGUCGGCUCAUUUGAAGAAGGUCCCUGUCUGGAUGCUAUCCGUUCGCUACCAACUUGCAUACUUAAAGUCCUCAGAGAAACAUUUCAGCACUGCAAGGAUAGUGAGAUGGUUUACUGUGGCCGACUGUCUCUGGUGGCUGAUCUGCUGCAAGGACUCUUUAAAGAGGCCUAUUCCCUGCAGAAGGGACUUCUGGAGGUCCUGGAUAGGAUUUCCCUGGAGAGUAACGCAUCCGACGAGGAGGUCUCCAACAUCGUUACAGUGAUUCACAGUCUUCUGGACAUCUGCUCCAUUAUAUCCAACCUAGACAUAGCGCUGCAUGCAAAUACAUGGAAGUUUCUCAUCAAACAGAGUCUGAAGUACCAGUCGUUGUUGGAGGAACAUCUGCAUCAUGAGGAUAUCGUCAACAGCCUGUCAGACAACUUGCUGGCUUCCUUCCAUAGCUGUGUGGAGAUGGCUGAACAGAUCAAGCUGGCAGGUUUGCAGGAGUCUGUCCAGAGUACAGAGUACAAGCUUUUCCAGAAAACUGCAAAGAUGUCCAGAUUCUUUGCUAACACGUUGGUUCAUUACAUAAAGGAAUUUAAAUAUUUUCUGACAAAAAAAUCCAGCUGUUUUCACCAACUUUACCUCCAGAUAAUCAGUAAGCUCCCUCCAAGUUUAUGUGCUCCGUCUCUGCCAGCAGCUCUAGCUGGUGAAAUAUCUGCAUCAGUUCUGAUUCCUAUGGAUGCUUUCGUACUCCAGCUGUUACCUCUAAGGCCUUUUGCUGAAGUAGUACUGCAGCCAGACCUGUGUCUGAGUCCUGAACAUGAACUUCCUCAUUUACUCCUGCUCGUGAACAUAAUGGGACAGCUGCUCAGCCAGCCAGAAGAAGUGAUGCAGCUUUGGCACCCUGGAAGUCUGUUCCCAGAAGACACACCAAGACUCCCUCUCUACCAGGCUAUCUUUAUCAGCUUCCGACAAUGCUAUACUGAGCGUAAAAUACCAGUGCUGUUACCAGGGGUGAUGCUAAAGGGGCAGGCCCAGGUCGAGGUCACUUUGCACCACCACAUCUGUGUACAGCUCUGUGCCAGUGUGGCUGUGCUCUCUCCAGUCUACUUUCCUGUAUUGGAACGUUGUUUGGUAGAUUCUGUGCUGCAGGCUGAUACUCCAACAGCGUUGUUGGCAGCAGAUGUGUGGUGCUUCACAGCACGAUAUGGAACAGCAGAACUCUGCCUGCAUCAUGUCCUCCUUAUUGCUCAGAUGGUGAAAUCCUGCAACACAGAGUGUUACCAGUCAGUCCAUCUGGGAUUGCUUCUGAAACGUAUGGUUUUCCUUAUGACCCCAAAUCAUCAGCUGGAGUUUGUUGCACAGUUCCCACCAUCAAAGGAGGAGAAUCUUCCGGUGUGGAAUCACGUCCUCCUCAGAGCUCUUUCUCAGGACGUCCGUCUCCGUGUGGCAACAGAAACCACUGGCCUGAUGCAAAGGGUUCUAACAGAGUGGCAGGAUGGAGGAUACAAACUGGGACAAGUAGGCAAAGUGAAUGCAGCGCUGGGGUCUCUUCUUUCCGGGCUUCGGGGGCAGUCAUCUCAUGAGGAACCGUGUUUGUCUGCAGUGAAGAUGAUCACACAGCUGUGGUCACGGAUGAGUCCCAGUCAGUUGCAGGUCUACCCAGUAUUGCAGCAUACUUUAAAGCUGCUUUUGUCAGCAACAGCUUUUCUUGUAAAGAACAUCAAGCAUGAAACCAUUUCUGAGGCUCUGAUGUGUCUGGAAGCUGUGAUUUCUGAGAAAAGUCCAGAUCAUCUACUGCUGGCUGCUCUGGAGUUUCUCUCCUCCCUGGGAAAGAUUUUUUUUCCUCCAGACAGUCAGAGCCUGAUCCUUCCUAGACUGAGCAGCCUGUUUGGAGUCCUUCUGGCUAACAAGUCCUGGCUGCUACAUCAGCACGCCCUAGAGGCCUUUUCUCACUUUGCAGAGAAUACAAACCAUGAAGAGGUAAUUUCCCAAAGUUUGUGUGUGGAAGAAACAAAGACCAAACUGGUCGCCUACCUGAGAAAGACGCUGAAUUCACAAGAAGAUGUAGAGUUGCGGCUUCAGAGGCUGAAACAGGAAAAACCUGUGAUCAAGAAGCAUAUCGAGGAGCUGGAGAGCGAAAACAUUGGCUCUAACAUACGGACAGCUGAAGACUCUGAGCCAAACCCCAAGAGAGCGCGACAAGAGACGAGUGCAGAGGAGGAAUAUGACCGCUACAUCCAGACGGCUCAGACCUCUUUAAAAGCCCUCCAAGCUCUCAUAGAGGGAAAGACUGACACAACAGCGACUCCUCCAUCAUGGCUGGAUGCCAAACUUCAGGAUCUGAUGACCCUCAUAACAGAAAUCACAUCAGCCAGACAAAAAAGCUAGAAAUGUCACCUUUUUUUUUAAAUCUUAAGAGUUUGUUCCUGUACAGUUAACAGAUCUUUGCGAAUGCUGAAUUAUUUUGUUGUGGAUGUGUGUGAGCGGUAUACAUGUCUUUCGCAUUUGUGAUAUAGUCUGCUAUGUUUAGAAGGACACUGAAAUAUUUUAUGCUGUAAAGUGUUUAUUUCAACACAAACCAAAAAGCCCAAAUAAAUUAUAGAUUUUCUAUUUCACAUUUAUUCAAAGUGCAA